AUUCGUUUGAGAUUGACGUGAAUUCUGGAUUUCUGACUCGUUGAAAAUAAAUAAAUAGGUGGUAACCGGUCUAAAAUAGGAAAACUCAAUUUAGGUUUUACGAAUUAAAGCGACGAUGCAGCUGCCUAGAUCUUGCGAUACAUUUGUUGUAUUGCCCCCACUAACAAAAAAUAAUGUGAUAAUAUUCGGGAAGAACUCCGACCGUCCACAGAACGAAGUCCAAGAAGUGGUGCUGUCAAAAGAACGAGUCAGGAAUUCCAAACUGAAGUGUACUUACAUAACGAUUGACGAGAGUCCAAAGGAAUUGAACAGUGUGAUAUUGAGUAAGCCAGCGUGGAUGUGGGGCGCUGAAAUGGGUGCUAACGACAAAAACGUAGUUAUUGGUAAUGAAGCUGUGUGGACUAGCAACAAUGAAGGCGAUGGGGACGCGCGACAAAAACGCCUCCUUGGGAUGGAUCUAGUUCGCUUAGGUCUCGAAAGAGGUAAUACCGCAGAGGAAGCCCUUGAUGUCAUCGCUUCUUUAUUGGAAAAGUAUGGACAAGGCGGGCCAUGUUCGGAACACGACGACAGUCACAUCUACCAUAAUUCCUUCCUAAUAGCGGACUGCAAGGAGGCCUGGGUGUUAGAAACUAGCGGAAAACUAUGGGCUGCUGAGAAAAUCUCUUCGGGAUAUAGAAAUAUUUCUAAUGGCCUCACUAUAGGCACUAAGAUUGAUAAGCAUUCUGAAGGUUUACUUGAAAGUGCUAUAGCCAAGGGAGUUUGGGAUGGCAAGGGCAAAUUCGACUUUAGAAAUGCAUUUUCUUCCGGAGGCGAUGAAAUACGUCAAAAGGCAGGCGAGAGCUUGCUAAAAGAAAGCACUGAGGCUGGCCCUUUCAAUGUUCAAGAUAUGUUCAACAUUUUAAGGCAUAAGGAAAGCGGAAUUUGCCGGAGCUGUGAUGAUACGUUUCCAACACAAGGGAGCCAGGUUUCCUCGCUCUCGACAAAUACAAUGAGCGUGCAUUGGUUUACCGCUACGCCCGAUCCAAGCGUUUCAUAUUUCAAGCCGUUUGUUUUUACACCGAACGCGCAGGUUUCAUCGCUCACCGAGAGUCCAAAAGAGCCGAAGAGAGAACACAAUCUAUACAAACUUCACGACCAACACGUAGUUCGGGCGAAUAACGACAAAGUGUCCAAUAGCCUGCGUGAAAUGGAGCAGGGAUGCCUAUCUGAGAUAGAAUAUUUCAUUCAAAAGUAUGAACAAAGUGAGAAAACAAUUGAUGAAUUGGACAACUUGAUGAAAAAAUGCGUGGAAGCCGAGGUGAAACUGUAUGGUUAAGUUGUAUUAAGGAGAUUAAAAUAGCUGAUGUUGUUUCACCUGUUACUACGCCUACUUUUAAAACACUUUGCAUAUCAAUUAUAUUGAACAUUUUCAAUUAUAGUAAUAAACUAAAUUAUUUCCAUAUUCAUUUAAAAUUGAAUAAGUCAAAUUGCGGGUAGAUACUAUAAACACUACGGAAAAUUUUAUUUAAUCGUAUCAUACAUCGUACGUUACAUUUUAAAGUCAAGCUCGUUCUAAUUUGAUUGAAAAAUAAUAUGAAUAUAAAGUU
Pararge aegeria (speckled wood butterfly) is the source of this 1586-nucleotide messenger RNA. Its product is annotated as secernin-3. Gene Ontology annotation, molecular function: dipeptidase activity; cysteine-type exopeptidase activity. The transcript has 6 exons. The record is from RefSeq and is a predicted model, not a curated record. Gene Ontology annotation, biological process: proteolysis. NCBI's taxonomy places the organism in Eukaryota, Metazoa, Arthropoda, Insecta, Lepidoptera, Nymphalidae. Bases 116 to 1315 code for a protein of 399 amino acids.